GCCACCCCACGCCCCAACCAACCCAGGUCUUUUUGACAGGGACGAAAAGCUACCGCGGCCGCUCGCCCCUCUCUCUCCUGUCUCCUAUCUUUUGAACUACCAAACUGCCCAACUCCCCCCAGAAAGGAAAGGGAUUUAUACUGUUGUAACUUUUGUUGAGAACGGGGAAGUGUUUGGUAGGUAAUAAUUACGGCUACAGCGACGACGACGUCUACAGAGGGGCGAUUUGACGGCUCGAAGGAGGCUUUUGUGUGUGGGGUUAUUGGAAAGGGGGCCGAUUACGGUGACGGGCGGCGUUUGCGGUGAGAGUACGAGGCGAGGACGCGGGAAUAAGGGGGUGUAGACUGGUAUCUCGAGAGGUAGGAAUAGGCCUCGACUUUAAAUACAAUGGCGUCCAAGGCGAUGUGGGAGGUUGAUCCGGAGACACGAUCAAAGCUCCAGGAAAUCGCCAAAACAAACAACAACUCCGUCUGCGCGGACUGCUCCGCGCCGUCCCCCCAAUGGGCCUCCCCCAAAUUCGGCAUCUUCAUCUGCCUCUCCUGCGCGGGCGUGCACCGCGGCCUCGGCGUGCACGUGUCCUUCGUGCGCUCGACCACCAUGGACGCCUUCAAGGCCGCGGAGAUCGAGCGCAUGCGUCUCGGUGGCAAUAAGCCCUGGCGCGACUUCUUCGAGGGGCAUGAGGAGAAUAAACUCGCUGGGGUGGGGUUUGAAGAUGCGACUAUUAAGGAGAGGUAUGAGAGUGUGGUGGGGGAGGAGUGGAAGGGACGUCUGACUGCCAAGGUGGAGGGGAGGGAGUAUGUGCCUGGGGCGCCGAAACCGGUAGUACCGAGACGGGAAACGAAGCCGGCGUCGCGAGCGACAACGCAGAUUCAAGGCCGUGCAUCGCCUGCUCCGUCUCUCGGCGAUGGGGGUAGUGGACGCAGCUCCAAGGCUAAGGUCGAUGAUAGGUAUUUCUCAAAGCUUGGGGAGGCGAAUGCUGCGCGCCCCGCAGACGUGCAUCCCAGCCAGGGAGGCAAGUAUGGCGGGUUCGGAUCGGAGAUGCCGGCGCCUGCGAGGGGGGAUGGGCCACCGGGCUUGGAUGAGCUGCAGAGGGAUCCGGUGGCGGCGCUGACGAAGGGGUUUGGGUGGUUUGGGGGGAUGGUGGGGAAGACGGCUAGGCAGGUUAAUGAGGGGUAUAUUGCGCCUGCUGCGCAAAGGAUCGCAGAAGCAGACCUCGCAGCCCAAGCCCGCCUCACCGCCGCCCAACUCGCCAAGUCCGCCCAAACCGGCGCCCAAGGCGCAAGCAGAACACUCAACGACUCGUUUAACCGCUUUGUGGAGGGUGAAGGCGCCGGGGGUGCGCGUGGUGGUGGAGGUGGGAGAGGGCCGUUGGAUGAGUCGAAGAGGGAUUUCUGGGAUGGGUUUGGGAGGCCGGAUGGGGGGGGCGGGGGGGGGACGAUUGGGACGAAUGCGGGGGAGAAGAAGGAGGUGAGGAAGGAGGUGAAGGAGGUGGUGAGGAAGGAGGUGAAGGAGGAGGAUGGGGAUUGGGAUAAAUGGUGAUAACUGGGAUAGCUUGGGUAGAUGAUAAUGCGAAUUUUUACGUUGGUUGGGAUAUUCAUUAGACGAUGUGAAAGGGGGAGUGAGAGAGUAAAUAAUAACGAGCAGGGUUAGAAAAUCAAUUACAAUCAUG
Molecule: messenger RNA, 1669 nt
Organism: Pseudogymnoascus destructans
Lineage: Eukaryota; Fungi; Ascomycota; Leotiomycetes; Thelebolales; Thelebolaceae
Product: Zn finger-containing GTPase- Activating Protein for ARF
Exons: 4
Coding region: 388-1539 (383 amino acids)
Biological process (GO): regulation of endocytosis; regulation of ARF protein signal transduction
Cellular component (GO): Golgi membrane
Molecular function (GO): GTPase activator activity
Source: RefSeq, a predicted model, not a curated record